Molecule: messenger RNA, 656 nt
Organism: Helobdella robusta
Lineage: Eukaryota; Metazoa; Annelida; Clitellata; Rhynchobdellida; Glossiphoniidae
Exons: 1
Source: RefSeq, a predicted model, not a curated record
AUGUGGCGCGUCACCAACGGAGAUGUGGUUGCGCUCGAAAGCCCCUCGCAAAAACACUGGAUCGCCCCCUGUCUUAAUAGAUCAGUUGAUCGAUGGCUGCAACUAAAUGGCUCUACUUUUGACAAGGCUAGAAUUAUGGCUGUCAAAAGUGAGUUGGGCUCCGCCUGGUUGAGAGCGCUACCCAUCACCUCCUGCGGCACUAGAUUGGAUGACUCCUGUGUUCGCGUGAGCCUUGGUUUGAGACUCGGAGCCCAGAUCGUCACCGAAUACGAAUGCGCAUGUGGGGCAAGCGUUGAUGAACUUGGAUACCAUAGCCUUUCUUGUCAUCUAGGUCCUGGAAGACAAGCCAGACAUACGGCUGUCAACGAAUACCUGGUACGAUGUUUUCAAAAGGCUGGUAUCCCGGUUAUAAAAAAACCCAUGGGUUUGAUAGAGGAAGGAGCCUUUAGGCCUGAUGGUUACACUAUCACCCCAUGGGCUCAGGGACGGUCCCUGGCUUGGGACGUUACCUUACCCCACACUAUGGCUGACAGAUAUAUCGGCUACACUUCAGUGGAGGCGGGCACUGCUGCCCUUAAAGCGUCCGAUUUCAAAAAUGAAAAAUACGUUUCAUUAAACAAUUUAAGCAAAAUAUUUCAACCCAUUUGCAUUGAAAC